Messenger RNA from Cuscuta epithymum, 4977 nucleotides. Lineage: Eukaryota; Viridiplantae; Streptophyta; Magnoliopsida; Solanales; Convolvulaceae. The record is from the annotation of a GenBank genome assembly.
GUUUGAUCAACUACGAGGAGCAACCGUGUUUUCGAAGAUUGACUUAAGGUCGGGGUACCAUCAAUUGAAGAUUAAGGAAGAUGACAUACCAAAGAGUGCUUUCCGCACAAGGUAUGGGCAUUUUGAGUUCCUUGUUAUGUCGUUUGGGUUAACAAACGCCCCGGCGGCAUUCAUGGACUUGAUGAACCGAGUAUUCCAUAAAUACUUGGAUCGAUUCGUGAUUGUGUUCAUAGAUGACAUCUUGAUUUACUCAAAGAGUGAAGAAGAGCAUGAGGAGCACUUGAUACUUGUUCUUGAAACACUACGGGAGAAGCGACUCUAUGCCAAAUUUUCUAAAUGUGAAUUUUGGCUAAAGGAGAUUGGCUUCCUCGGGCACGUGGUUUCGGGAUCGGGGAUUGCUGUUGAUAACAAGAAGAUAGAAGCCAUUACUGAAUGGGAGAGGCCAAAGAACGUCAAGGAAAUUCGUAGUUUCCUUGGAUUGGCAGGCUACUAUAGAAAGUUCGUGGAGAAGUUCUCUGUUUUGGCAUCGCCAUUGACGAAGCUCACUCGUAAAGGAGCUAAGUUUGUAUGGGAUGACAAAUGUGAGAAAGGGUUCAUGGAACUAAAGAAGAGAUUGACUGAGGCACCGGUACUUGCAUUACCCAAACAAGGUGUGGGGUACGAUGUCUAUAGCGAUGCGAGCAUCCAAGGGCUCGGAUGUGUACUGAUGCAGAAUGGGAGGGUAAUCGCCUAUGCUUCACGACAAUUGAAGAAGCAUGAGGUGAAUUAUCCUACUCAUGAUUUGGAGCUCGGGGCAGUGGUAUUUGCACUGAAGAUAUGGAGACAUUAUCUCUACGGGGAGACAUGUCACAUAUACACUGAUCACAAGAGCUUGAAGUACGUGUUUACUCAGAAAGAGCUAAACAUGAGACAGAGACGGUGGAUGGAGCUGAUAAAAGACUACCAUCUAGUGAUAGAGUAUCACCCAGGCAAGGCAAACGUGGUGGCAGAUGCUUUGAGCCGGAAGAGCUCGUCUGGGGCAUUGAUAACUAAUUUGAGGGCAUUAAGAGCCCAACUGGAGGUAACCAGCGAUGGUGCCUUAUUGGCACGAUUUGAGGUGAGACCCACUUUACUUGAUGAGAUCAAGAAGGGUCAGGAAGCCGACGAAGAACUUAUGAAGGUCCGGGAACGCAUGCAAGCGGGGCCGAUGGAGGAUUUCAGGGAAAGAGAUGAUGGUCUCUUGUUAUUUCGUGAUCGAGUGUGUGUACCGUCAGAUGAUGAGCUACGAAAGUCCAUCUUAGAGGAGGCUCAUUCAUCGGCUUAUGCCAUGCACCCGGGGGGCACGAAAAUGUACCGUGAUUUGAAGGAAAGUUACUGGUGGUCUGGAAUGAAGAGGGAAAUAGCCGAGUACAUCAGUCGGUGCCUUACUUGUCAACAAGUUAAGGCAGAACAUCAGCACCCAGCAGGCUUAUUGCAACCACUCUCCAUCCCUGAAUGGAAGUGGGAGCACGUGACUAUGGAUUUCGUGGUAGGCUUACCACGGACUAUCAGGAACUAUGACGCGGUUUGGGUCGUUGUGGAUAGGCUCACAAAGAGUGCACACUUCUUGCCUAUCAACACUACCUACCCACUUGAGAGGUUAGCCAAAUUGUAUACGGAUGAGAUCGUGAGGCUGCAUGGGGUCCCGGUGACCAUUGUAUCUGAUAGAGACCCACGAUUCACAUCACGUUUUUGGCCGAAAUUCCAGGAGUCUAUGGGAACGAAGUUGAAGUUCAGCACUGCUUUCCAUCCACAGACGGAUGGGCAGUCUGAAAGGGUUAUACAGAUCCUAGAAGACAUGCUGAGGGCUUGUGCAUUGGAGUUCCAGGGGAGUUGGGACAACCACUUAGCACUUGUGGAGUUUGCCUAUAACAACAGUUAUCAGGCAAGCAUCGGCAUGCCUCCAUACGAGGCACUGUAUGGGAGGAGGUGUCGUACACCGUUAUGCUGGGACGAGGUUGGCAUGGCCAAACUCGAGGGUACUGAGUUGGUGGAGGUCACCAAAUCAAAGGUGAAGUUAAUUCGAGAGAGGCUUAAAACGGCACAAGACAGACAGAAGAGCUACGCCGAUAGACGUCGGAGAACCUUAGAGUUUAAGGUUGAUGACGAGGUGUUUCUUAAAGUUUCUCCUUGGAAAGGGAUCAUCCGGUUCCAGAGCCGAGGGAAGCUUAACCCACGCUACAUAGGGCCAUUCAGAAUUCUAGAGAGAAUUGGGGCCGUGGCGUAUCGUCUACAGUUGACUCCCGAGUUGGAGAAGAUUCAUAAUGUGUUUCACGUAUCCAUGCUUAAGAAGUAUGUGCAUGAUCCUUCUCAUGUGUUGGAGAAGCCGCCCGUGGAGGUACGUGAAGAUUUGAACUAUGCCGUGCAACCGGUAAGAGUUAUUGACAGAAAAGUGAAGAAACUGAGGAGUAAAGAAGUUCCAAUGGUUAAAGUCCUUUGGAAGAGUGACCGGGUCGAAGAAGAGACUUGGGAAACGGAGGCUCUGAUGAGGAAGCAAUAUGCAUUCCUAUUCGAGUAACGUUGUGAAUUUCGGGGACGAAAUUCCUAUUAAGGGGGGGUGAACUUGUGACACCGCACCCGUGUGUACCCGAAUUUACUAUUCAAAAGUUUCGUAAUUGAUGUUUUGAACUUGUUAUUACCAGCCGUGUGUAACACGUGUGUUAUCUUAUGUAACUCAUGCUUGACAUUGUGUGAAACGAGUAGUGUUUGAUGUAACUUGUGUUUGUUAACCUAUCUUUGAGAUCCGUGUUUCGUGAGUGAGUUUCCAAAUACCGAUGUGGGCCAUCUUGGUUAGUAUAAAUGCCCGAUAUUAUAUGGAGAGAAAUCGCAUUACGAAGGCACAAAUAAUAACACUCAAUUUUACUCCGUAAGGAAUUAUCGGUAAGGAUUUUCCUUCCGGGCUGACUUGGACCGAAGGGGGUGCGUACCACACCUCCUUGGCACUUACAAGACAAAGAGAAUAUGGUAUUUUGACUUUUGGGGCGGACCAUGAUGGGGUGGGUUUGUGUAGAGAAUAAAAUGAUAAGGAUUGGACCCCAUUUGUACUUGAUUGUGACACUUGGUGGAGGAUAACCCACAUCCCAUUCUUUCCACUCCACACAAGGGGAAUAACCUUUUGGGAGGCCUAAGGGGCACCCUUAGUACCCCCCAUUAGAAUUUACUUGGCUUCUAAGAGAAGAGAACCGAUCAGAACAGAGAAAGAGAGAAAGGAGAGAGCAGUUCGCAGUUUUCGUCACUGUGCGUAGGGGUUGAUUGUUCAGCCCAUAUCUUGAGCUUCACUCGUCCAAAUCAGGCGUGUGAGGUGUCCAGAGAAAGAUCUUAAAACAAGGAUUCUGGAAUGGUGUAGAUCGCGACGAUCGGAGUUGAGGAAGGCUUCCAAAUCUGCGUUGGAAAGUACGACCCUGCAGCAGGGUUUCUUCUUCUCUAGAGGAAGUGAACUUGCCGGGGAACACCUCUUCAAGAGGACUGUUUAGUUUCGUGGCAGGAGGGUGGAGCCAGCUGCUGAGAGCCGGCUGCUGAGCCAGCUGCUGAGAGAAGGCUGCUGCCCACUCAUUUUUUAACGCAAGGAGUUAGCUCGCAACCUUCCUUGGCCGAGCCUUGGUCGUUGGAGCGUGAAAGGAAGUCUAAAGCUCUUUAAGGUGAGGAUUGACAUCUAAUUGCUUACAACUUGUAGGUUAAGCAUGAGAUUACCUAAAUGCUUAAAUCAUGAUUUUUCAUGGAUUAUGAUGAUUAUAUAUUGAUGAAAUAUUGAUAUAGUUGCCAAGGAAUGAAAUUUGAAAUGAUUUGAGAAGGUAUGAAUAAUGUGAGAUUAAAUGAGUAUAAAUGAACUAUUUUGUGAAAAUGGGCAUUUUGCUCAUGUAUGAAUUAUGUGGAUACAUAAAUGAAUAUUUGUGUAUUGAGAUUGAAUACUUAAGUUGCUGCUACACAAUUAUAAAUAUGUAGAGAAUUACAAAUAAUGAGGAUAAUGGUAUGAUAACAAUAAUCUUAAUAGUAUUGAAAUACUAGUUAGUGAUUAUUGGAACUUGUUGAUUAAAUUGAUCCUAGGGAUUGGAUUGUAUGAAAGGUACUUGAAUAUAGUUCAAGUGUAUAUAAUAACUUAGUUUGGAACUAAGGUUAAGUUAUGGGAAGUCUUUAAGGAUGACCCAAAGUAGUUUAAUGAUAUGUCAAUUCUAGGCAUAGGGUUGCUUGAGAAUUGGACCUUAACGCAUGGUGAUGUAAUAGAGCCGAGCUCUAGAAUGCAUGUAAGGUGUAGACUUGGAGUCUAUGUAUUGUAUAGCUAGAGCCGAGCUCUAGGACUUGCGUGGUGAUGUAAUAGAGCCGAGCUCUAGAACGCAAGGUAAGGAAAUUGACCCGAGGUAUAUGAAUUGUAUGGUGAUGUAGUAGAGCCGAGCUCUAGAAUACAAUGUCAUGUACUAGGGUUGGACUCUAGGAGUUGUCGUGGCUUAUAGCCACGGGGUUGGGAAUGGUGAUUUCCAAAUGAAAACGGGCCCACGGGCCGACUACUUGACUUUUAUAUAAAGUAAGUAUAUUUUUAAACGGGGUAACUUAGGGUUACAAUCAUAAUGUACUAUCACCCUACUUGAGGGUCUUGUGUUUGAAAUACUUGUUGUAUAUCUAUUAGAUGCCUGCCACACCAGUACUUUAUAGCCGUAUAGAGUACUGACCCCUUCGGGGGCGUCCCACCACCAUUUCAGGUUGAGGCUAGAGCUUGCUUCCUGUGCUCGUUGAUCGAGUGAUUCCUUGGAGAGAAGACUUGGUUCGUGCUUCCUCCAUUCUGUUUUUUUUAAAUAAUAUUAAACUUGCUCAUGGAUAUUUUAGUAUGGAGCCUGCGUGCUCAUGAAUAGCCCUGUGUGGCCCUUUUGUUUUAAACAAUGUUUUCCGCUGCUUUAUGAAUUACUUAUUAUGUUGUUUAUGGAUGACUUAUGUGUGAAUGAUAUUCAUGACGCCUUGUAUAAUAUG